Molecule: messenger RNA, 1228 nt
Organism: Oryza brachyantha (malo sina)
Lineage: Eukaryota; Viridiplantae; Streptophyta; Magnoliopsida; Poales; Poaceae
Product: GEM-like protein 4
Exons: 3
Coding region: 159-866 (235 amino acids)
Source: RefSeq, a predicted model, not a curated record
AUGGCUGCACUCCGGUACCAAUCCAGUUGUUCCUUCCACGCUAAGGCAAACAGCGCAACCGCAGCGCAGCACACAGAGCCCCAGCUAGCUAGCUGCUUGCUCUCCGCUCGCUCCGUCGAGAGGCUCGUCGUAAGAAGCACGCUGCAGAUCGAGCAGCCAUGGAGAAGUCAAGCAACAACGGCGUCCAUGUCAUCGGAGUCCCGGUGACCGCCAAGGCGUAUGGCAUAGAGGAGGAGGUGUUGUCAUCCAGGGCUCAGUCGUUCAGGAAGACCGACGGCGGCGGCCACCUUGCGGUCUCGUUGUCGCACCCCAGCCCUUACACGUCGUUCGGCUAUAAGCACAGCAGCAAAGGUCAGGUGAUCCACUGGGUGAGCAAGCUGAGCAGGAGGGCACAGGGCUUCCGUGAGCAUGUGACCUUGGGACCAAAACUGUCGGAGACGGUGAAGGGGAAGCUGAGCCUGGGCGCGAAGAUCCUGCAGGCCGGCGGGAUCGAGCGCGUGUUCCGGAAGGCGUUCUCGGCGGAGAAAGGCGAGCGGCUGGUGAAGGCGCUGCAGUGCUACCUCUACACCACCGGCGGGCCCAUCGCCGGGAUGCUCUUCGUCUCCACCAAGAAGGUCGCCUUCCGCAGCGACCGGCCGGUCACGGUCACCUCGCCCAGGGGCGACGUCGUCGCGCGGGUUCCCUACAAGGUGGUGGUCCCGCUCAAGAGGAUCGCCAAGGUGCGGCCCAGCGAGAACGCCGACAAGCCGGAGGAGAAGUACAUCCACGUCACCACGGUGGACGGCUUCGAGUUCUGGUUCAUGGGGUUCGUGAGCUACCAGAGGUCGUGCAGGUACAUGCAGCAAGCCAUCUCGGAGCUGCAAUGACUAGCGCGCCGCGCGCGCGACGUGGGUGGUCUGGUCUGGUGAUCGCGAGGGCCACCACUGUUUGUUCCGUCGGCACGAUGAGAAGGGAAGUUGUGGGCUGCCGCGCCGUCUUUUGUUGCGAGGCGGCCCUGGCUGAAGUCGCUCGAUCUUAUUUCGAGUUCUUCCGCGUACGAUUUGGAUUGACGUGUGUGUUCUUCCAAGUACCUAAUUUGUACGAUGGGCCGCGAAAAUUAACCAUGACCCAUGUCGAUGAAUUAAUGGAAAAAAAUAUUAGUUGUUCAAAUUUUAUAUCUUCUCCGUAAAUUUCAAGAUGUAGGGUGUGUUCUCGGCAGCCUAUAUGUGGAUUAUGACCGUCACGCUUA